AUUUGUUAUCCAAAGUCUGGGCUCAUCAUUAAAUGUCUGCCACGUCUUCCACCACAUUUUUGGUUUCUCUUCUUCAUACCACUGACCAAAAAACAUCAAGAAAUCUCAUCAGCCCAGAAACAUGGAACUCACCACCACUACCCAGUCUCUUUCCCAUUCCAAAAUCCCCAAACUUUUCUCCAAUGGAGGAGCCACUGUUUUUGCCCAGAACUCUGUCAAUUUCUUGGGCUACAAUUGCCUGCCAAGAAACCUGCAAUGCACUGCCAAACAUCUCAGCAGUCUUGGAGCCAUUCAUGCUUCUGAGGGACAGAUUACCUCCACUGCUGUUUCCAUUAAAUGGCUUCUUGAACCUGUUGGUGAUGGAGAUACAAAGCACAUAGGUUAUCCCACUGCAAUGCCAGGUGCAUUUGAGAUCAGCUCUGGUGCAAUAACAGUCGGGCGCGUUUCUGAGAAGGCAGAUAUGGUGAUUCCAGUUCCCACAGUAUCUGGUGCGCAUGCCCGGCUCAGGCACACCGAGGACUGUCUUGUGGUAACGGAUUUAGACAGCACGAAUGGCACUUUCAUUGAUGAGAAGCGCCUCAGGCCCGGUGUUGCUGCUGCUGCAUUGCCUGGAACUCGUAUCACGUUUGGGGAUACCCAUCUAGCAAUAUUUCGAGUCUCGAAGCUCGAGAAGGUUGAUGAUGCUCCUGAAGAACAAGAAGAUGAUGGUGCAAAGGGGGGUCCAAGCAGCAGCUAGAAUGAAGAAGCCUGGAAUCCAUAACUGCUGCUGUGUGUAUUACGUUGCAGACCACAAUGAAUAAUUGCAGAUGUAGUGAUGUACAAUUUUUUGUGUUCCUCAUCAUCUUCCAUGUGCCUUGUGCUCUUCAACUAUGCACAUUAUAUAUUAGCAGUGCUGAGAGGUUUUUUUUUUUUUUU
This is a messenger RNA of Ipomoea nil (Japanese morning glory), 915 nucleotides long. RefSeq lists its product as uncharacterized. NCBI's taxonomy places the organism in Eukaryota, Viridiplantae, Streptophyta, Magnoliopsida, Solanales, Convolvulaceae. The coding region runs from base 122 to 736 and encodes 204 amino acids. The record is from RefSeq and is a predicted model, not a curated record. The transcript has 5 exons. Gene Ontology annotation, molecular function: mRNA binding; protein binding.